AUGGCAGCCAAGUCUCAGCUUGAGUACGAGAAUGAAGUACGAUCUUGGGGAUUCCCUCAUGUAUUUACCUGGACAGAUGGACCAAAUGCCCAUUACAAUCCUCACUCUCAUCGUGGCCUCACGACGCAUCUGAUUCUCAAAGGGCAAUUUACCAUAACAUAUCCCAAAGAAAAGGAUGCCGAUAAGAAAACGUACAGUGUUGGCGAUAGGAUUGAUGUCGAUGCAAGCCGCAUCCAUGAGGUUUGGAUGGGACCCCAAGGGUCAAUAUUUACACUCUCAUAUAUAAAACUCCAUUAUCUCGUUACUUUUAUUGGGUCUUUCCAACUCGCUUUCCAUCUCAAAGCUCCUCAACUCUAUCACAAACUCACCAUGGCCUCAUCCACAUCCUCAUUCCCGCCUGUGGUCUACCAUGUCACCAAGAACUCCUCGAGUGGAACAUCUUCCUUCGAAGAUGUAGCUUCUCCUCCAAGUCAACCACUGGGACCAACCGCCAAGUUGAGCUACGUCUAUUCCGCGCCUUCCAACUUCUCUAUCGCCGAAAACACCGAUCUGAAAUACCACCAAACAGCGCCGGCUGAACCCCCCCUGCGCGGUUUCCCCCCUGCUGGAGCCGUUUCGUCCGUCAUCCUAGACUUUGGACCAAACCCAACUGGCGAACCAGGAUUUAUGCACCGCACCAAGAGUUUGGACCAUGUUGUAGUCUUGGAAGGGGAGCUGGAGUUGACACUUGAUGGAGGCGAGACGCGCUUGGUAAAGGUAGGGGAAGUGGUUGUGCAGAGGGCUUGUUGGCAUUCUUGGAAGAACCCGAGCAAGACUGAGCGUGCUAGGAUGCUGGCAAUUGCGGUAGGAGAUGCUGGUGCUGUGGAGGGAGGGAUGGAGAUGAAGUAA
Molecule: messenger RNA, 888 nt
Organism: Lachnellula hyalina
Lineage: Eukaryota; Fungi; Ascomycota; Leotiomycetes; Helotiales; Lachnaceae
Exons: 4
Coding region: 1-888 (295 amino acids)
Source: RefSeq, a predicted model, not a curated record